Molecule: messenger RNA, 2577 nt
Organism: Toxoplasma gondii ME49
Lineage: Eukaryota; Apicomplexa; Conoidasida; Eucoccidiorida; Sarcocystidae
Exons: 7
Coding region: 1-2577 (858 amino acids)
Biological process (GO): protein O-linked glycosylation via fucose
Molecular function (GO): peptide-O-fucosyltransferase activity
Source: RefSeq, a predicted model, not a curated record
AUGCAUUGUCAACUAGGGGGCCAAGCACGUGCUCUCAUUUUUUUGAUGUUGGAGAGCUGCCGCAAUUCUUGGCAUGUGUCACCGUGGUCUUCGGUCCCCUUUCUGCCGAGUCCCUGUCUUUUUUUUUCGUUUUCUGCCUUGCCUUUCCCGCAUCCGUUGUCUCAGUUCAUCGCGUGUCGGGGCUCUUCAGCAACUUGGUUGCUCCCUGUUUCUUCGGGUACCCUCGUCUUACGCUAUGCCCUGGCUGCCAGUCCACCACGCGGCACCAUGCGUCCGAGCACGAAUCCACGCAUUGCCGAGGGAGGCAGACCUUGGUUGAUCCAUGCCACUCAGCCGGGCCCGCAGACAGCUUCUGUGCUGUCGUUAUUUCCAGCAGUUAACGCGGGUUUUUUCAGUGCAUGCAGGCGGCGCCGUGGUGGCCGGCCGCCUUGUCUGCUCAACCACCGUCGCUUGCUGUUAGGCCUCGUCUCAGUUCUUACCGUCUUCCUCUCGUGUCUCCCAUUCACCACCGCAACAGUGUCGCCAGCAGCACUUCAGGAUGUCUGCUACGCCUUCGGAAAUAUUAGCAGGAAACUGAGCAGCUUCUUGGUUCCAUCCCGCGUUACGUGUCCUCGCGGCGCCACCCUCCUGAGCGGCGUCGAGGCACAAGACUCACUGGAACAUCCGGAAAUUCCCGACUUCCGUUUCCUCGUGUACGACGUUAAAAACGGGGAAGGCUUCCACCUUCAGAAGGAAGUUAUUUACCGGGUCGCACUCGUGAUCUCUCUGUUAAACGCCCGCGCGGCGCAACAAGGGAGAAUGACAGAUGUGCAUACGGCCGAAAAGGCGCGCGAGGAUCGAGGUCAUCCACAGGCGUCUCACAUGCUUUGCGCAUCCUCGUCCUUUUCACACGCAUGCUCUGCACGCUCAACGUUUCCUUUCUUCCCCAUGUGGGUCCUCGUUCUGCCUCCAUGGUGUCGGCUAGCGCACUGGCACUUCUCCGAAGAGACAAUUACGGCGAUGGCCGAAAACUCGUGGCUGAAGCACGUUCGGUGGGGUACGUUCUUUGAUUUCCAGGAUCUGGGAGAAAGACUCCCUGUGAUGGAGUACGAAGACUUUUUGACCUAUCAGCUGAUGCGUCCAGACCCCUGGGGCGAGCGACGACAGAGGAAGGAGAAGCAGACAACGCCGGUUGAGCUGGAUGUCGUCCUUUCGGUGCGCUUUUCGUCCACGCCAUCAUCCAGGAGCCUCCCGUUCUGUGCCUGUCUGUCUUCCCGCGCUUCGGAGAUAGCAGAUGAACAAGCACAAACGGACGACGUGUGCUGCAAUGUCAACGAUCUUCCAGGGUGUCCGCAGAUCCACGCCGCCUUGACGCCUGAAGAGCGUCAAAGAGCGCCUGCACAGAGAGGCGGCGACCCAAGGGAAGAGAUCGACGAACAAACAGGAGAGUUCAACGAAGGGCACAAUCCCUCUGGCGAUGGUGAACGAGAAAAGCGCAAACCGGGACGAAGAAGCGACACGAGCCGCUCAAGGAAAGAAAUACAGGAGGAAGCAAAAGUUUCAGAUACGUGGUCAGGAGUCUCCUUAUGGCUCGCAGGCUUCUGCGAAACGGUACGGGCACUGGAAAUGUGGUGCGCUAGUCUUUACAUAGCAGAUGCCCCACGCAUUGCCGAUCUGCUGUGGCGCUCAGUGGCGGAGCGCCCCCCAGGCGCAAUUCAGACUGUGUGGUUGAAGUUCGGGGAGAAUCUGUUGGUGCCUUGGCCGGAUGUGCUGCUGGACGCGCAUCUGCUCGACAUGCUGCACGUACAUCCGAAACUGCGACAAAUCGGCGACCUCUUUAUCAACAAAUUCCUCAGCAAUCGGGAUAAAACCGAAGCCGGCAAAGGAGAGAGGGCGUCUACAGAAGGUGGCACAGAAAGAGACGAAAACCUGGCGAAACACGGAUACAUUGCUGCACAUUUGAGAAGAACCGAUUUUCUGUAUUUGAAGCGUUCAGUGCCGUUGCAAAGGGCAGCGGCGUACCUCGUGAGUAGAAUGAAGGAGCACGGGGUUUUCAAGGCGUUCAUAUGCACGGACGGAAGCGAAGACGAGAAGCGAGAAUUGCGAGACGCCGUACGGCGAGUGGGCGACGCUGCUUCGUCGUCACCAUACACUGUAGUUUUUUUCGAUUUGCCAACAGUUAGACGACUGAUGAUAAAGACGCUAGAAGCAAGUAGUCACGUCUCAGACGAUGGUUCAUUCCACGACUUGAAGGCUGUAGAGACACCAGGCUACAGCGGCCCAAACCACAUUUCUCUACUUCUACAUCCAGGAAUAACAGCACUAAUUGAAGUGUGGAUUGCUGCACGUGCCGCCUAUUUCAUUGGAACCAAAGAUUCGCGUUUUUCACAAGCCAUUCGCUGGGAGCGGCACUUGAUGGGACACCCGCUCGAAUCGAGCUUGGAGGUUUUCUGCGUAGACAGCUCACCUGAUCAGACUGGUGGGCAGGCGCAAGGCAAGUGCUUUGCAACAAAAAGUCAUGAUCCUCCAGAAGGACGCAGUCGAAGUGAGCUCAGGAGGAAAUACUGGCCUUCCUUGGACCCCAGUUCGACACUGUAA